Messenger RNA from Dentiscutata erythropus, 252 nucleotides. The record is from the annotation of a GenBank genome assembly. NCBI's taxonomy places the organism in Eukaryota, Fungi, Glomeromycota, Glomeromycetes, Diversisporales, Gigasporaceae.
AUGAACGAUGAGAGUGAAAUUUAUGAUGAUGAAGCAGGUGAUGAACGGAGACAUUUGCUUCGUGACUCUCAAUGCAACCUUGAAGCAUUUGAAAAAAUAAUGAAAUGUAUUACAUAUGAAAAUUUUAUAAAUAUAGAUUAUUUUGAAGAAGGUGGAUUAGCAAUUGUGUAUUCAGCUAAAUGGCGCUCCGGUUAUAUUACUGAAUUUGAUAAGUUUAAAGCUCAAUUCAGUCAUGAUAAUUUUCUACAGUAG